UCGAAGACACUCGUAUAUCUGGUAGAACCCGUCGCGAGCCACAGACCAGUGCCGCCACGGGCAACGACAGAGCACAGCCAUGGAGUCAUUCAGGACUACGCUCCUUCUGGCAGCAGCGCUGCUGCUCGGCUACGUCGCCUGCGUCGACGCGGCCAAGUGCUCGAUGCACGGCUUCUGCGACAACAAGAAGAAGGUGCCGUGCAUCUACAACGGCGUGCCCAAGCCGGUCACGGACGAGGCGGUGCGAGCCAUCAUGAAGGAGACUUGCGGCGACUACUUCCAGAUCCACGGGGACUCGCUCUGCUGCGACGGCGCGCAGAUCAAGGAGCUCGCGAAGCAGGUGAAGGCUCUCGAAGGCCUGGGUCUGCGACGCUGCGAGGCCUGCUACGCCAACUUCCAGAAGCUCCUGUGCAACAUGGCCUGCUCGCCGCACCAGGGAGACUUCCUGCAGGUCGUGCACUACGACGAAGAGCCGCACGAGUUGGCGGAACACGUGAACUUCUACGUAGACUACGUGACCAUGCGCGCCCUCUACGCGUCUUGCAUUAACCCGAGGAAGUUCAUUCGGUUCGCACCGCUGUCCUUCGCGCUCUGCGGCCAGGACUACCAGAACUGCACCAUGAACCUGUGGUACGGCGCCCUGGGCAAGAGACGAGUGGGACUGACCUCCGUGGACGUAACGUACGAGCCUGUCACCAAGGAGGCGAUCUUCACCGGGCUGCGGGAGUACAGGCCCUUCAAGGACUCCAUGUACGGCUGCAACGAGACCGUCUCCGGCAAGGCAUGCGCGUGCGAGGACUGCGAAGCGGUCUGCGAGAACGCCGACGAUGCCGCGAAGCCCGUGCCGCUGAGCACGUGAGGACUCGAGGGUGCCGAGGCUACCAGGCAGAAGAUACUGAUCUUGUCUGCCGCACUUUUCGUUGUGCUGUUUCAUGCCGAGGCAUACGUGGUGUUGAGUGAAGCCGUCUUUGUGUCCCGGAGGUCUUAUUGACUGUGCUCCCAACGGGAGCUUUCGAAACACACUGCUGUCUUAUGUCAUUUCUUCAUACGUCCUAUCCCUCUCAUCGUCUGUAAUAUUUUUGUUGUUUUUGCUUCCUUUGCUGUAGAUCCUCUUCUGUGGAUUGAUUUCUCUUCUGUCUUCACACCACAGAAGAUCCAUGGUUCCUUGAAAUGUAGUCCAUGUUAGCUUCACUGCGCCUAAGCAAAGAAAAUGCUGAUGCAAUAAACACUGAACCUCGAAGUAUUUAAAUGAGUGCGUAAUACAGAUUAUAUGAAGGGCACUUCAACGUAACCAUCAGAAUGAGGUAACGCAAAUGGCACCCCAAUUUGCAAAAAUAGGUGCCGUUGUCAAAUCGUGUCUGAUUUUUGAUGCUUUCUGAAGUGUUCUCGAAGCUCAAAAGUGCUGUUUACCUAUUUAUCUAUAUAAAAACACGUCUUUGAUGAAAGAAGAAAUAAAGCAACGCCCUUACCGCUGUCCACAAUUGUACAAUGCGCACAUCUUGUACCAUAAACUUUACGAGAAAUAAAACAUGGCACAUCUA
Dermacentor albipictus is the source of this 1541-nucleotide messenger RNA. RefSeq names its product NPC intracellular cholesterol transporter 1-like. Gene Ontology annotation, molecular function: sterol binding. NCBI's taxonomy places the organism in Eukaryota, Metazoa, Arthropoda, Arachnida, Ixodida, Ixodidae. Gene Ontology annotation, biological process: sterol transport. The record is from RefSeq and is a predicted model, not a curated record. Gene Ontology annotation, cellular component: membrane.